Esox lucius (northern pike) is the source of this 2238-nucleotide messenger RNA. RefSeq names its product IQ motif containing B1 (gene iqcb1). Gene Ontology annotation, biological process: cilium assembly. Gene Ontology annotation, cellular component: cilium. The transcript has 13 exons. The coding region runs from base 172 to 1992 and encodes 606 amino acids. NCBI's taxonomy places the organism in Eukaryota, Metazoa, Chordata, Actinopteri, Esociformes, Esocidae. The record is from RefSeq and is a predicted model, not a curated record. Gene Ontology annotation, molecular function: calmodulin binding.
GUUAGGGGUGUUGCUGUAGAAACGAAUAAAGCUUCUUUGGUCCUGGAUGGAGGCACGAAUAGAGUUAGAUUUAAUCACGUCUGUGGUCUCAAAGAAGAUGAAUAUAUCGAGCUAUUCAAUUUCUAUAUGUUUUAAUAAUUAAGAAAACGAGAAUACUUGACAACGAGCACCAUGAAUCCGCUUAUAAAAGAUACCGAUGGCGGGCUACAGGAACUAGUCGCGAGCACAAAUGUAAAACCUGAGCAGAAGGUUACUCAAAUUCUCUCGAAAUUACAAGAUAUUAUGAAUAGGAGAUCUGCCCAAGACGACAGAGAUUUGGGUGCGUUCAAAAACGACUUGUUCAGGCAUGGCAUACUUCAGUACUGCGCAGAAGACGCACUAAAAUUGAACUACGCCAAAGUUGAAGGAGGUUACGCUACAGCCACAUCGUUGGCUGAAAUUCUCAGCUCCUGCUGUGUGGGUGUGAACCUGGGCAGACACUCCGAAGCCUUCCAUACGAAGCUUCUCCCAUCCGUCACCGACAGCCUGUUGUCUUUGGCCAAUCGUCUGAUGAACAGAGCUCUGGCGGAGAAUGGGCAGCCUGAUAUGUUUCGUCUCUUCAAGAAGGUCAUGGACUCUGUGUGUUGGCUUCUGAAAGCCCAUGGUCACCUGGCCACACAAGUCCUUCUGUCUGACCACUAUGAGAGGAUCCUCAUGAGUGAGGAGGAGAGAGUCGGAGCUGUGUGUGUGUUGCUGUGGCAUCAGCUUCUCUCAGCAAACAGUGAUUUAGUAGCGGAUUUGAAGAAAGACCCUUUGUCUGUGAUGUUGGAUGACGUUGUGUACCGAAUGGCUAACACCUCAGACCCUACUGUGGGAAGGGCCGCAAUAAGGAUCCUCCUCCUGGUUGCACAGCAACAAGACUCAGCCCUACAGUUCAUCAUCCAGAGAUUUAAAGGGUUAGAAGGCAUGGUUGGUCACGAGUGGAGGGGCCGUGGCUUGGAUGAGGAAGUGGAUCAGCUGAUAAAGCUGCUGCAAAGAAAAGUUUCUAAACCAGCUGAACACAGAGAGGAGUGGCCGAAGGAGUGUGUGAGAGCAGCGUGUGUUAUCCAGGCAGCAUGGAGGUCCUUUCAGACUAGAAGGAGAGUAAAGAGCCUCCCCCGAGCUGUCAGCUCACUGCAAAGGAGCUUCAGGGAGCGUCGGCUAAGGAGAGAGCAGCAGGCUCAGGCUAAACGCUCUGAGGAGGAGCUGAGACUUCAGGUGUGUUUGAGGAGACAGAGAGCCAGGAGAGAGUUCCAUCAGAAACAGCUACAGCUACUGCACCUACUGCCUCCAGGUCAGGUACAGCAGUACCUUGGAGAGGUUGAGAGACAGGCUGCCAUACGAAUCCAGAGAGUGUGGCGAGGCCGACGAGAGAGACGGAAUAUCCAGCUUCGGAGAAACGCGAUCACAAGACACAGGGCUGCUGUGGUCCUGCAGAGAGCGGUCCUUCGCUUCCUGAAGAGGCGGCGAACUGAAAAAGCCAUUCCCUCCCUCACUCCCUGGAUUGGUCUUUUGGGUUUAACUGACAGUCGUAGGGCGGAGCUGAAGAGAGAUGUGGAAGAAUACAUUGCCCUGCACCCAUCCCAUGUGGUGUCUCCAGAGGGCAGUAGGGAGCUCCAUGAUCAGACCCAAGCCUUGCUGCUUCAGCAUCUACAGGGGAGAGAGGCAGACAGGAGAGAACAUACACACACAAACGCCCUGCUGGCCCAGAUUAACACCGACCUGGAACUAUUGUUGAAUGCCCCCUCUCUCAGUGCCGCCACAGCAACUGACUGCCAGGUUUUCAGGAGCCGUUCCGGCCCCGUGGCCGCCCGCGCCCGGCAAUCCCACAAUGCCUUACUCCAGGCUGGCCGCCUGCCUUGGUGGAAGACACUCGGCGAUGAUCACUUGGUCACCUGGCCAGACUUAGAACCCACCCACAAAGAACACAUGCUGGAGGCGGAGUUUACCUCUUUGUAUUUAGGAGGAAGCUGAUAAAGUGCCACAACAUUAUUAUAAUGUUGUCUUAAGGGCUGAACAGUCACAGAACUAUGACUUCAGAUCUGCUCUGUAGUUCAACCCAUCACAGUGGACCGUGGUUGAAUCAGGUGCAUCAGUGCUGGGCAUCUUCAUCCGUUUCCAUGUGCUAGUUCCUUAAACUAGUUAGCCUUUAUUCUAACUGUCACUGAAGUGUUGCAAAUUGUACAAUAGAAAAGUAAAGGAUAUUUCUCAUCAAGCUGA